Messenger RNA from Caenorhabditis sp. 36 PRJEB53466, 4573 nucleotides. The record is from the annotation of a GenBank genome assembly. Lineage: Eukaryota; Metazoa; Nematoda; Chromadorea; Rhabditida; Rhabditidae.
AUGUGCAGCCGUUCACGAGGGUAUGCCGGUCGAUCCUUCUUCGGAAUGAUGAUCUCGUUGUUCGUGCUUCUGGCACAGCUCGAUCCGGCGCUCGCCACGUCUGUCAGGUUAGUCACAACACGUGUUGAACAGGAUUGAGAGGGCGUGAGAGCUUCCAGAAGAUCGCUGACUCCACACAACAACAACGCCGAGCCGUACGGAAUCGUGCCGCCCGCCUACCCGUAUGAUCCGCAUCCGCUUUCCGCGCCCGAAGCCGUCGUCCACUCACCACGCCCGAUACUGUGCAACAAUCACACCGAGUACGAAUGCGUCUGCAUGCGCGCCUACACUUCUCCGCAUUCCUCUUCCUCUUCGACGCACUCGGCGCCGGCGGCUCCCGAUUGCAGUGUGUUCAUCAAGGUAUUUCUGCUUCUUCUUCUUCUUCCCUUUUCCUCGUUCUCUCUCGUCCCUGUGCGAUAGGGAAACCGAGCAAAAAACAAGUAAUGAUGAUGAUGAUGAUGAUGAUGAUGAUGAUGGGAGAAGACGGAAAGGGAAACAGACAGCGAGCACAACAAUAGUUCGUUUCUGUCUCCUCGAGUUUCAUCUGAGAACUCUUCAAUGUUUCAGGCCGAAACCCUUUUUCCGAGACAAAACUUUGAAAUUCCGGAACCUCCCCGGGGACACCCAAAAACUUAUCAUUUCUUUCCCCGUCGGAGCUCUAAACAGAGUUUAGACGGGAUGAGGAGAGGCGCAGACGUUGGCAGCGGCCGAAAAAAUGCGUCUAGUGAUGUUUUUACUUUUUACUCUUGAGAUUUCGGUCGAGAUUUUGGUGGAGAUCCAACUUCUAAAGGUAGACAAAUUUGAUUUUGCGAGAUAAUCGAAUAUCGGGCAUUUCCCGUUAUUAUAUGAUUGAAUUACGCCUGAACUAUGUCUUCAUGACGUUCUUGAAUCGAGUUAGACGGUGAUUCGGAAGUUUUUUUGUCCCGUUGAAGCCAAACCACUAUUGAGAACGUCGAAUAAUCCUUUCCUGGUUGAAAAAGGCCGAGUUCUUUGCCCUCUCCCGAAUAGAAGGGCGCCAUAUUUCUCUUCGCUCUUCCUCAUCAGAAGGGGUCCUCGUUUACUGCGUUGGCUCUCCAACCAAACAAAAAAUUCAAAAGGCCCUUUUCCUUCUUCUGUGGAAAGAAGGGGUAGAAGGCGUCAGCUUCAACGCGUGCCUCGAGCCGUGAAGCCGUGAAAACCGAGUGAGUCGGGCAAGAAGGAGGAGGAAGGCGCCGAAAAACUCUGUCUCUAUUCACACACAUACUCACAUACACACACACACACACACAAAAAAAAACGACGGCGACGUCCUCCUCAUCCAGCCAACUUUGCAACGAGCAGCAGCAGAAGCAGCAGAACGAGAGAAGGGCUCUGUGAGCACACUGACUAUAGCUUCAAAAAGAAGCGGGUUGGAAAACACUGGGUGAUUUCGAGAAGCUGAGCAUAUUUUGACUUAAGAAUUCAUACACCGCAUCUUUGUUUUCUUCGCCAUGUUUCGACCUUGAGAAGACCAAACAAAGAAACAAAAACUCUUGUGGGCGCCGAGAAACCCGAGUGCGGUGGGAGAUUGGAUUUCACACCGGGUGUGAUGGGAUCACAUGAGGAAAUUAUGAGCCAACAACUAUUUUGAGAGGGAAACUAGUCAUUUCAGACGGAUGAUCUUCCGGUUGUCGAUAUGCGAAUGCGACAGGUGAACACCGAGGCGAAGCUCUACACAGGUGAUAGUUACGAGGUCGGAAAUCUCAGCGAAAAUAGCUAUUAUACGUCCGUUUUUAGGAGUAUUUCAAGCGGAGAAUCUCGACGAUCGUGUCCCAUUACUGCCAGCACAACACAAAUGAGUGUCCGGGUGUUUCUCUUCGGAUGAGUCAUGUGAGUCAGGUAUUGCACGUUUCACUUUUCUCUUUUCUCAAUCUCAAGCUCUAAAAUUGGCUGAAAUCACUGGGCUCGGCAGCAAGCGCACGCUCUUUUUAACCCUUCACCGUAAACGUAUUCGUCGUCGUCUUCACACCUAUUUACCGUGAAUGAACAACUCCUCGGUUAUGAUUUCCUUUUGAUUCUGUUUCGUUUUUCAACGCAAAAAUUGUGCGGAAUGAGCAAGCAAAUUCCCCUCUUUUUCAAGGAAAUGCUCCAAAAACUGAGCGAUGACGAGGCCGACGGACUAGAUCUAGACAAAUCGGUCGUGUAUGCCGAACGUGACGAAUCAGAGCCACUUUUCAACAAGGUGCUUUCUCGAAUUUCAUGAAUUUUAGACCAAAUUUCGAAACCAGCUUCACUUCUCUCCUAAUUUCUAGCUUUAUAGAGACUAAUAGAUCCCUAAACAGCUUUUAAUAAAUCCUGUGUUUUAGGAUAAUGUGAUCAUUCUUCGAAUGGAUCAUUUACGCGGAAAUUUGACUAGGUUGCUGUUCGUUUUGACGAAAAACGAUAGGAAUAGCGGAGUAGUCAACGAGGAUGAGAUAAUUGAUCCUGUUAAGGUGAGAACAAUCACUUCUUUUCAGUUGAAAAUCGGAAAAUUUCCAGAUAAAGUACAUAAUAGCCAGUCAAGUGGGACCGUUGUCCCGCGUGCUUGGAGGGAUCAAGAUCGACAGUGUUCGAGCGGCCAAGUUGAAGCGAAAUUAUGACGUGGCGGCGGCCAACUCACUCAGCUACAGUACCCCCGAGCAGAGAGUCGACAACGCAAAAGACAAUAGCAAACUAGUCAAAAUUCUAGCCGUCGUGAUUCUUUUUUUCGGAACCACUUACAUUAUCGGUCUUAUCCAGUGCGUUCGCUGGUGUCACCGAAGGAGAAAGGCCAGGAAGGAGGCAAAGUUGGCAGAGACUAGCCACGUGGCAACUGAUGCUAAGAACUACGGUACUUGCGAUGGACAAGCGAGAAAACCGUCACGGAACGGGCACAUGGUGCAUUCGGAGGAGCGGACGCCGUUGACGAUGUACGAGCAGAUCGAUGAGAACACUCAUGAUGUGGGUUCCUUUUUUCUGACUUUGAAUAAAACGGGUAAUUUUAGGAUCAAUCGCAGUCUCUUUCGCAGAGACAAAUGCGUAACUGGUUCAAAUGCGACUCUUCUCAACUGCCUCGCGAGCCGACGUACCCCACAAAUCUUGUCGAUUCCUACCAAAUGACCCUCGGCGCUCCGAUCACUACCCCCAAUCCGACCGACGAUUUGAAGGCCAAAGAGGAAUCACCGGUAGGAACCGGUUUUAUUAACAGCAAAAAAAAGAAUGAUUUUGCAGAUUUUAACCAAGAGAACGGAUGGAAAAGAGACAAACAAGGCAGUGUCACCAGUAUUUUCUUCACAAGCGACGACAAGUUCCGAGGCGAUAUUCCCGCCGUCCAAGGACUUUUCCGAUUACGUCGAAGAUCAAUUCCACAAGAGUAGAGCCUCGUCGAGCAGUCCGACCGACAUUCCAAAGUCUCCGUUGGACGAUCCGUGGGAUGAGAUGGCCGGAAACAAGAACGUUCCGCCCGUGGUCCUUCUUCAGUCGGACACUCCUGAUUUGCCGUUGGCAAUGCAAAACCAUCUUGGAAAGCAGAGAUAUGAAGAAGAUGAGGAGGUGGAAGGUGUGAAAGGGCUGAGGAGUAAUAGUCCGGUGUUCGCGAGGCCGAGAUCCAGAAGAGGAAGUCGGAUUGAUGAGCCCGAGGGACAAUUGGACAUUCUCGAGUUAAAACCUUUACAGUAAGCUUUGGCAUUGCAGAAAACUCGAUUUUUUAAAUGUUUGUAGCACCGAUGACCCAUUGGCAGAACCUUUGGACGUUCCAGUGCCAAUUGACAGUAUCAAAGGAUCCGUAGACGAAGAGGAUCGGUGGUCUUCGAGUGAGGAGGGAGAAGUCGACGUAUACUACAAGAUGAGUGACGAUGAAGACGUGACGCGAGAGGAAUUGGAUUGGAAGAAGGCGAUGGCCAAGGCAGAACUCGAAAAAGAAGCCAAGAAUCAGGGACAGACGCUUCCGGGCGCUGCUGGAGUUAUCGAACCGCUUCAGAAGAAGAAAACGGAGACGCCGCCAUCGUCACCGAUUCAGAUCCACAUUCAGAAUCAUUUGAAUCACAAUAACGAUUCGGAUUCGGAAGGUUAGCUUUUUUUCAUAUUUCUAACUCAAACUUCUAAUUGUGAUUGCGUUUGUUCUUCUUCUUGUCUUCUUUUCAACUUUUUCUUUAUAAUUCAGAAGACAGAGAGCAUGAAGAUGUGCCGGAUAAUGGAAAAGACGCAGAAAUAGCCGAGAAGGACGAUGAUUUCGUGUACGAGCGUCUUCGCGAAGAAUUGUCCCCGCAGCCUCCGAUUGUUGUGGAUUUAGACACGACGGACUUAGAUUUGGUUCCGAUAAAGGUAAUAGUAAUAGAAUUUACUAAUCUUCCUGAUUUGCAUGCGGAAUACUAACUAUUAUUGUACCGAACAACUUGGAAACCUACAGUACUCACUAAUCACACUCUAUUUCCAGUCACUACCACCACCACCGCCGGGAAUGUUCCCUGAUUCUCCACCAGAAUCAGGCUCCGACAAUCUCCAUCAUCAGAGGAGUCAAGAAAUGAGCGAAGAGGACGAUGAGGACGAUCUUCGAUAA